Aspergillus saccharolyticus JOP 1030-1 is the source of this 739-nucleotide messenger RNA. Its product is annotated as NEDD8 family protein RUB1. Lineage: Eukaryota; Fungi; Ascomycota; Eurotiomycetes; Eurotiales; Aspergillaceae. The record is from RefSeq and is a predicted model, not a curated record. Gene Ontology annotation, molecular function: ubiquitin protein ligase binding; protein tag activity. The coding region runs from base 105 to 338 and encodes 77 amino acids. Gene Ontology annotation, biological process: modification-dependent protein catabolic process; protein neddylation; regulation of proteolysis. The transcript is spliced from 4 exons. Gene Ontology annotation, cellular component: cytoplasm; nucleus.
CCCAACUCUCUCGCAUAUCCGGACAUAAGUCUUGCGCUGCGCGAUCGCCUUUCCUCCUCUCCACACCGUUAUCCAUUCCAUUUAGAUCGCCCAUAUACUUCAAAAUGUUGAUCAAAGUCCGUACACUCACCGGCAAGGAGAUCGAACUCGACAUCGAACCCGACUACAAGGUCUCCCGGAUAAAAGAGCGUGUGGAAGAGAAAGAAGGCAUCCCCCCUGUCCAGCAACGGUUGAUCUUCGGAGGCAAGCAAAUGGCCGAUGACAAAACCGCCGCAGAGUACAACCUUGAAGGUGGCGCGACGCUACACUUGGUUCUCGCGCUUCGUGGUGGCAUCUAAAUCGAAUGCCACGAGAGGGGGGCAGAAUGAACUGAACAGAUACAAACCCCCUUUUGCCAUGGCUGUGCGCGAGUGUUCUCUGGAGAAGAAUUGGGCUCCCCAGCUUCCUGACUCAAACGUCCUAGCAUCGUCAUCAAACCCAGCAUCUCUCCCCUGUGUUGAUGUUUUCGGAACUGGAUUCCUGGGAUCAUAUCUCGUGCGAUUGUUACCCAGGCUUUUCUUCCAGGCGUACAGAAUCGGAGUGCACACAGGUCGCGCUUUUCAACGACAGUCUUGUCGAUGCCAUACGAUAUUGAGGUCAGCAGUAAUGGAUUGAGCGCGUUCCGGUUCGCGAGUCAGUCGCGUCCGGUCUGGUGCUAAUGGAGAAAGAAUCGAGUAUCAAUGAAGUUCAUAAAUUCGAG